Messenger RNA from Alternaria atra, 1323 nucleotides. RefSeq lists its product as uncharacterized. NCBI's taxonomy places the organism in Eukaryota, Fungi, Ascomycota, Dothideomycetes, Pleosporales, Pleosporaceae. The record is from RefSeq and is a predicted model, not a curated record. The transcript has 2 exons. Gene Ontology annotation, molecular function: sarcosine oxidase activity; flavin adenine dinucleotide binding; saccharopine oxidase activity. Bases 1 to 1323 code for a protein of 440 amino acids.
AUGGCAUCGAGCAAGCCCUCAUACCUCGUCGUUGGCGCCGGCGUCUUCGGAAUUUCGACUGCUUACCACCUUAUCAAGAAGUACCCGGACCGACAAGUCACAGUCGUCGACCAAGAUGCUUGGGACGCUGAUAACCGCGUAGCAGCUUCGUGGGACUGGAACAAGGUUGUACGCGCCGACUACGACGAUGUCAUCUACUGCAGACUUGCACUGGAGGCGCAAGAUAUCUUCAAGGAGGACCCAUUAUGGCAACCAUACUUCCACGAGACUGGUAUUUUCUGGGUCUGCCGCUCAGAUUACGCACAAGACGUCAUCGACAACUACAAGAAGCUUGGACGCGAGGCGGACUUGAAAUCAGUUACCGUUGAAGAGGCGAAGAAGUUGUUCGGCGGACUUUUCGAGGAUGCGAACUACGACGGCGCGAAGAGCGUACUUGUUAACAAGACGAGUGGUUGGGCACAGGCUGGCGAUGCGCUACGAGCAGUUACCAAGUGGUCGAUCGCAAAGGGCGUCAAGUACGUCACAGAGAAAGUUGAAAGCCUAGAGUUCGACAACGCGGGAACGUGUAUUGGUGUCAACACCGAGCAAGGCAACACCAUCAAAGCCUCACAUACAAUCCUUUCAACCGGCGCUUACACCGCGAAGCUCCUCGAGCAGGCUGCUAAGAAAAGCGGGAAUCCAGACCUCCGUUCUGGAUCAAGAAUUGUUGCUGGUGGUAUCACGACCGGUAUGACGACUCUCGACGAGAAGUCAUACGAAAGGUUCAAGGAUAUGCCCGUUGGUGUCCAGGGCUACACUGCCGCAUACGGACCCUUCAUUGGCAGCUUACCGCCUACAAAGGAUCGCGAGCUCAAGUGGUGGGGAGAGAAGAUCUUCAAGAACACACAUGAAGUACUCCCCGGUCGCUUCGUUUCUGCGCCGCCAUCUGGAAAGGACUACAACCAAUGGGAUGUUCCUGGCCCAUUGAAGCUGGACAUUUCUCACGCCAAUGAUGUGUUCUACGGCAAGAAGGGUGCGAACUGGAAGAUGGAUAAGCACCGCAUCUGCUGGGACGCAUUCACAACUUCAUCUGACUUCAUCAUCUCGCCCCAUGCCGGCGCCAAGGGUCUCUUCGUAGCAACAUGUGGUUCUUUCCACGGCUACAAGUUCUUCCCCGUGCUCGGCAAGUAUGUCGUACAGAUGCUCGAAGAUGAGCUAGAACCAGAACUCAAGGAGAAGUGGGCUUGGGAUCGUGAGAGGCCAGCGCCUAGCCUCAACCCUGACUGGCCUAGGUUUGAGAUGGCGGACCUGCUGGAUCAGUGGGAACCAAAGGCCAAGUUGUAA